GAUGGAGACCCAGACUGUGCAGCAGGAGCUGGAAACCCUUCCAACCACCAAAAUGGCUCAAACCAACCCCAUGCCGGGGUCCGUGGGGCCAUGGAAGAUAACCAUCUACGACCAGGAGAAUUUCCAGGGCAAGAGGAUGGAGUUCACCAGCUCCUGCCCAAAUGUCUCUGAGCGCAGUUUUGAUAAUGUCCGGUCUCUCAAGGUGGAAUGUGGCGCCUGGGUUGGUUAUGAGCAUACCAGCUUCUGCGGGCAACAGUUUAUCCUGGAGAGAGGAGAAUACCCUCGCUGGGACGCCUGGAGCGGGAGUAAUGCCUACCACAUUGAGCGCCUCAUGUCCUUCCGCCCCAUCUGUUCAGCUAAUCAUAAGGAGUCUAAGAUUACCAUCUUUGAGAAGGAAAACUUCAUUGGACGCCAGUGGGAGAUCUGUGAUGACUACCCCUCCUUGCAAGCCAUGGGUUGGUUCAACAACGAAGUUGGUUCCAUGAAGAUACAAUGUGGGGCCUGGGUCUGCUACCAGUAUCCUGGAUACCGUGGUUAUCAAUAUAUCUUGGAAUGUGACCAUCAUGGAGGAGACUAUAAACACUGGAGAGAGUGGGGUUCUCACGCCCAGACUUCCCAGAUUCAAUCAAUUCGCCGUAUCCAACAGUAGUGGAUUAAAAGCUCCAAGUAAGAGAAACCUUGCUAAGCAAUCUAGAAUGAGUUUUAUGUUAGCUGCUGAAAUCCACAAUAAAUGUCAUUAAAAAAAAAACAAAC
This is a messenger RNA of Neomonachus schauinslandi (Hawaiian monk seal), 753 nucleotides long. It is a transcript of the gene CRYBA1, whose product is annotated as crystallin beta A1. NCBI's taxonomy places the organism in Eukaryota, Metazoa, Chordata, Mammalia, Carnivora, Phocidae. The record is from RefSeq and is a predicted model, not a curated record. Gene Ontology annotation, biological process: lens development in camera-type eye; visual perception. Gene Ontology annotation, molecular function: structural constituent of eye lens. The coding region runs from base 2 to 649 and encodes 215 amino acids. The transcript has 6 exons.